CCCGGAGACAGUCCUCGUCUCGUUCUCUCGACUGUGUGAUGUGUGUCUCCUCUCUCCUCCUCCUCCUCUCUCCUCCUCCUCCUCCUCGACACCACCGAUGCGCACUCCCCUCGCGCAAAGCAGCUGGUUUAGUUGGGCCAACUUACUUUCUGAAAUAGUUGAGUUUUAAAGUUAACUUUUUGGACAUGACCACCAUGGCCACUCCGGCUGCUCAGGCUCUGCUCCCCGCCGCUCCGAGGUCCCUCUCUCCGGCCAGCAGCUCCCCGCCACCUGCGGCCGCCUCCGCCGCCUCGUCCCCGGCUCCUCCGGUGGCGCACCCGGCGCUGCUCCACCAGUUCCGGGCGGACCUCUUACUCGCGAACGGGAGCCCGUCGAACCCCGGGGGCGCGCCCGCGUCCGGCGGCGCCAAGCCCGUGUACGCCACCCCGUCGCCCGUGGAGAGCACGCCGCAGAACAACGAGUGCCGGCUGGUGGAGGUGAAAGGGGCCAAGCUGGCGUCGUUCACGGUCCGAGACACGGAGCUCAUCUGCCUGCCGCAGGCGUUCGACGUGUUCCUCAAGCACCUGGUCGGCGGGCUGCACACCGUGUACACCAAGCUCAAGAGGCUGGACAUCAGCCCCGUGGUGUGCAACGUGGAGCAGGUCCGGGUGCUGCGGGGGCUCGGGGCCAUCCAGCCCGGCGUCAACCGCUGCAAACUCAUCUCCAGGCAGGACUUCGACACACUGUACAGCGACUGUACCAACGCGAGUUCGAGGCCCGGACGACCGCCCAAGAGGCUGCAAAGUGUGACAGAGGGCGGAGCUCACCACAUGCUGUCCCACAGUGGUCUGAUGCACGCGGGGAUCAUGCCUCCUGCAGAUCUGUCUGCCCUGGCCAAGAAGAUCAAGCUGGAGGCGAUGGCUGGUUACCACAGUAACCAACAACAUGGCGGGCCAAACGGAGAGAACGGUGACCACAACCCCGGACUGGUUCUGGAGCAGUUGCCCUUCAUGAUGAUGUCACAUCCUCUGAUCCCUGCCAGCCUGGCGCCGGCCUCCGUUUCCAUGGCGAUGGGCCAGAUGAACCGACUGAGCACGCUGGCCAGCAUGGCCAACGUGGCGCAACUUCAUGCCAACCCCCAUGCCAGGGCUCCCACCUCCGUCAUUAAGGAGCGAGUGUGUGACAGUCCCUCGCCUUCUCCUUCACUGGAGGAAGCUCAGAUGUCAUCCAAUCACAGCAGCAGUGUGUCGAGUUCACCGUCUCACACAGAACGUGUUGCAGAACCAACGCACCCGGCCCAUGACGGCCUGUCGUCAGGUCACAGUGUGUUGGGACAUUCGAAUGCUGUGGUGCAGGGGUCCAGAGAGACAGAUGUGACUCCAGGGGAAUACAGCAAGGAGAGCAGGAGGAGCCACGCUGACAGAGACAACAGCUCGUUGGCGACUCAGACGACAAGGGAGAGCUGUGAUAGACAAGUGUACCAGAAGCCCCCGUCAGGCAGGGAGGGCUGUGAGAGGGUAUCUUACCCUGCAGGACAGAAGCGCCCAGCAGGUCUCCACCACGCUCCCUUCAUCUUCCCUGAAGGGCUGUCCUCCAUAGAGACCCUGCUCACGAACAUCCAGCAGGGUCUGCUGAGGGUCGCCAUAGAAAACGCCCGGGCGCAGGAGAAGCAGGACCAGCUGGAGAGGACGGAGCUGAAGCUGGAGCUGGUCCGGGAGAGGGAGCUCAGAGAGACCUUGGAGCGGCAGCUCAGCAUCGAACAGAAAAACAGAGUUCUGAUCCAGAAGCGACUGAAGAAGGAAAAGAGAAGUAAGAGGCGACUACAGGAGGCCUUGGAGGAGGAGGUCAAACUCCGGGAUCAGGCCGAGCACAGCCUCCUGCACACUGCCAACACACACACAGGCCAUCAAUCAUCAGCAGCCCCUCCUCACACAGACUCAGUGACCCAGGACGUGGAUGGGAGCAACCACGAUGACAACAGGCUGGACACCACGGCAACAGUACAAGAGGGCAGAGUGUUCCUGCAGACCUCUGGGAUGUACUGAAGCUGGGAUGGAUUGAUGGAUGGAUGGAUGGAUGGAUGGAUGGAUGGAUGGAUGGAUGGAUUGAUGGAUGUGAAGAAGACUCCUCAUAUCUGAGAAAUACAAUCGACAGGCAAGCUCCGCAGCGCAGUGUCUCCUCGUCCUCGAGGGGACUCCCCCUACAUUUCAAGGGUGACAUUUGAACUUUGCCAUUGUUCUCUUGUUUUAAUUUAUUGCAGUUAUCACCAAAUCUUGGCCGUAUUUGGAACAGUACUUCAUCCUAAUAAUGUGUUUCACUGUGUUUUCUUUCAAUCAAGGUUUUUAGAUCCUAGAUUAAGAUGACCAUAGUUGUUUUUUGUCAGUGCUGUUUAUCUGGACACAAGUGCUGAAUAUUACUUGUAACAGAGUUGUGUACAUAAAUAUAGUCAUCAUUUUUGUUAUCAUUAAUAAAACUUAACGGCAUGUUGUACAGUCAGUAAAUGACUUGUAUUGAGUAUGUUAUGCAGUAGUGCAGUUUGACAAUACAAACAAUACAAAUCCUUUUUAUCAAA
This is a messenger RNA of Scophthalmus maximus (turbot), 2551 nucleotides long. RefSeq names its product dachshund c (gene dachc). The transcript is spliced from 11 exons. Lineage: Eukaryota; Metazoa; Chordata; Actinopteri; Pleuronectiformes; Scophthalmidae. Bases 186 to 2024 code for a protein of 612 amino acids. The record is from RefSeq and is a predicted model, not a curated record.